GGACCACACCUUCAAAUCAAAUAAAAGGAGUACCGUUAGUCGGAGGAAGCCGGCAGACAAACAUCCAAUUCCUCGAGAGCAACACACACACCUUUCAUUCAUCUCUGACCUAUCCAUCCUCCUCCAUGGAUCCGCCAGGCUCCAACCCAGAUGGAGUAGUAAACAUGACGAGGGCAAUGCAGGCUCUGUCCCCUUUGCUGAAGCACCCAAGGGCGACGAUCGUCAAAGUGGAAGGUCUGGUGCUAGCGGCCGCUGGGCUGCUGCUUCUCCAGCUCUUCUUGGGCUUCUACAGGCGGCGCUGGCGUAGCUCCGUCCUCAGCACUGUCCUGCGGGCGUCUUCCAAACUCAUGGAGGCGCUCAUCAUCUACACCCUUGGUGCGAUGCAGUCCUCCCCGAUCAAGAACUCGUCGUAUCCCGUCUGGGCUGCUUUUCUCGUCAUGGCUUCGGCGGGCACCACCGCCGUACAGGACUAUGAUUUCUGUGGCAGCUUCUACAACAAGUACAUGGAGGGUGGAGUCGACAUGAUCAAGUACUUCUUCUACUGGAUCAUGUUCGGUCUGCUCCUUGAUCCAAAUACUUAUACCUUCAAGACAACCCUGGACCUGCAGCGGCAUCUCAAGAAUUCCAGAGCAAGUUCCAAUUGCGUAAUGGCCCUCUUUUAUUUCGCUUUAUUCACAAAGCUCUGCGAAUCCAUCGGUCUAGCAGCUGUGGGAUACAAGAUGCAGAAAUCGAAUCUUUUUUUCCGCCCAAACCCAAGGAAGAUCCGUUUCGGCAUACAGGCCGUAGAGACGGAAGAGUAUGACCCUCAGAGCAUGAAGGGCAACGGGUAUGCAGUCUGCUACCGUCCGUUUGGAGGUGGUGGACUCGUUACCAUCGACCAGGUAUGGUAUUGUCUGGAUGGCCGCUCCUCAGCUUGUCUGAAAGACCUAUGCCUGUCCUAUGCCUUGUUUCGGCAGCUCAUUGCAAGGCGUUUCUUUGGGCUAGUUGUCCAACGGCCCAAGACCAUCCCUGAAAUAAAAGACCAUGAUUUCGUAUUCAAGAAACUGCUGCCCUCUGAAGAGCAUUUCAAAAGAGCCUUCAGGAUUAUCGAGGCAGAGCUGGGCUUCUGCUACGACUACUUCUUCACAAAGAAUUCACUGGUACUUGAGACGCCAAAUCCGAUCAUACAAGUACGCAUCUCAAGAGCUGACUACAUCAUCACUCUGCUGCUUUUGGUUAUAGCCCUCACAGUGGAGCUGGUGCAUGCGGCAUUUUAUCUGGCAUCGGACUGGGCCCAGGUAUCACUAGCCACCAUGUAUGUCAAGAGAUACUGGUACGAAAUCAGCCCAUCCAUCUUUGCAACAGUCAUCGCUUUCCUUAGAAGGGUCACGUUUUCUGGACAGCUGAUGAGAAACAGGAUGAAGCAGCACUCAUUGAUGAGAAACGGGAUAAAACAGCAAGAUCCAGUGGAGGUUUCUGAUGCAGUGAAGAGAGCUGUUGCUAGAUCGCUCAUAUCAACGUAUGGCGGCAACGACCCAACCAAGGACGACGACGCCGUAGAAACAUCGCAAUGGCAGGACCAGAUGCCGUUCCAUACGUAUUCUUGUGAACUUAAGGGCCUCUCUCAGCUGGAAGUCAUGCUAAUUUGGCACAUCGCAACUGAACACUGUGAUAUUUCCUCUGGUCCUGCUCCUACUAAUCGGACUACUCGAGAUGAUGACCGAGGCGUUGCAGUUCAUUUGUCUAGAUACUGUGCGUACUUGAUUGGAUCUGUCCCAGAACUACUUCCGUACCAUGAAGCCGAUAUAGCAGAGUUGGCACUGAAGGUGGUGGGAGAACCCACGGAACAAGAAGACGACGCUCGGAAUAUCUUCCAUAAAGGCAUCGAGCUCGGUAAGCAGCUGGAGAGGAUGGCGGAUGGGGAUCGCUGGAAGGCGCUGCAAGAUUUCUGGGCCAAGACAACCAUCCAUGCCGCUAAGUCGCACUACACCACCAAGCAACACAUGCAACACCUUGAAAGUGGCGGGGAGUUCCUCACGCACAUCUGGGCUCUGCUUGCUCAUGCAGGCAUUCUCUACCUUAAUCCUGUGAACAAUGAAGAUCAGGAGGACCAGGCUAAUCUAGGCUCUGGACCCUCAGCUGCUGCAUGAUAGAUUCAAGUCAAUGGCGGAGCUAUUUUUGUCGGUUUUCCCCCACAAGUUUAUGUUCCAGAUGCUGUUGUUCCAUUUCGUUUUCAGUCUUUCUAGUGUCUGUCAAAAUAAGCUUUGCUAUCUGCAUGCAUGUAUCUGCUUGCUCAGGCAGGCAUUCUCUACCUUAAUCCUGUGAACAAUGAGGAUCAGGAGGAACAGGCUAAUUCUGGACCUUGUUAGAUAAUUCAGGUGCUGUUCUUCAGUUUUUUCAGUCUUCUGUUCUUUCUGUCGAAUAAGCUCAGAGAACUGAGCGCGUUUGUAUUGGCCUCAUGGCCUGAACUUGUCUCAGUUUCAUUUAUAUUGCAAUUCAAGCUCGCGGUACGCAGACACCUGAAACUUUGUCUGCUCCA
This is a messenger RNA of Zea mays, 2518 nucleotides long. RefSeq lists its product as uncharacterized. Bases 126 to 2129 code for a protein of 667 amino acids. The transcript is spliced from 2 exons. The record is from RefSeq and is a predicted model, not a curated record. Lineage: Eukaryota; Viridiplantae; Streptophyta; Magnoliopsida; Poales; Poaceae.